This is a messenger RNA of Hymenoscyphus albidus, 261 nucleotides long. The record is from the annotation of a GenBank genome assembly. Lineage: Eukaryota; Fungi; Ascomycota; Leotiomycetes; Helotiales; Helotiaceae.
AUGAACGGUCUGCCUGACGACGAACCUCCUAGUCCUCUUGAGGGCCCAGAGGGAGAAGCUGAUGACUGGAACGUUCGGGAGAUUGAGUUUGGCGAGAGCAUCAGUGUCAUUGCCGAAGGGGAGCCUAGAGCUAGGAUUGAUCGCUGGCGAUCUGCCCAGAAGCAAGACCACAUGACCCGAUUUGUCGAAGAUGUUGAUACGGAACUUGAGUACCAACAUGGCCAACAGAAGCGUCGUUGCAAGCGAAGUCAUUCGGUAUAA